AUGUGUGAUAGGCACAAAGAAUUGGUGGCUUUGGGGCAGGAGUUAGGCUAUGAGGGAGGUGAGUUAAGGGAGUUUGUUAAAGGUCAACAAGCUGCGGAGCGAGAUGAAAGGCACGAAAGAGCUGAAGCUAGGAAAUUAGAAUUAGAAGCAGAGGAGAAGAAAAACUUAAGACAGUAUGAACUACAAAAAAUUAAAUUAAGUUCUCCUAGUUCUUUAGGGUUGGAGGGGACUUCCAUUGUGGAGACAGAUAGGUUUGGGUGGACAACGGUACUCAAGUUGGUUCCAAAAUUCAGUGAAAGUGAGGUAUUAAAAUAUUUCCAGUCAUUUGAAAAGCUCAUGAAACGGGUAGAGUGUCCUAAAGAGUAUUAUUGUUUGUUGUUGCAGUCUGUUCUCACAGGUAAAGCCCAAGAAGUUUAUUCUUGUCUUUCAGACGAACAGUGUGCUAAUUACGAGACGGUAAAGAAAAUUAUACUGAAAGCUUAUAAGCAAGUACCAGAGACCUAUCGAUUAAAAUUUAGGCAUUUUAGAAAAAAUAGUAGCAUGACGUUCAUAGAGUUUGCUAGGUGCAAACAACAGUAUUUUAAUGAGUGGUGUAACUCCAUGGAAGUAAGUACGUUAGAGGACCUAAAGGAGCUAAUCUUGACAGAGGAUUUUAAAAAUAACAUUCCAGCAGAGAUGAAAUUAUAUAUUGAAGAGGGUCAGGUAAACAAGUUCACAAGGAUAGCUGAAUUAGCAGAUGAGUUUGCUUUGACCCAUCAAUUUAGUAAAGAAUGGCAGGAUAAGAAAAUACAUCCUAAAACUUUUGAAACUAAAGGGAACCGUCAAUUAAGUGGGGAACCUGUACGCAACUCUCAAUUGAAAACUACCAAGCAUCUAAGUGACAUGAAAUGUUUUUUUUGUGAAAAGAAAGGUCACAUUAUAAAAGACUGCUUCAAGCAUAAAACUUAUUUGACCAAUCAAAAGAAACCGGUUAAUUUAGUUAGUUCAGGAAGUGACUCCGUACUUCAGAUGGAUGAAUGGAAAAAUACUAUUAAAAGCUUUGGUAAUUACUUAUCUAAAGGUAGUUUAGCUGUAAGUGAAUCUGGUAUUAGGAAACCAGUUACAAUAUUAAGGGAUACGGGUGCGGCCAUAUCAGUUGUCCUCAAGUCUUCCCUACCCGAUGAUCCGGUUACUGGGGAUGAGUUAGUCUUGAUUGGGGGGUUUCCUGAUGCUUGCAUUGCUUGCCCUUUUCUAACAAUUUAUUUAGACACAGAUUACGUUUCGGGUCUAGUUAAGGUCGCGGUGACAGAUACAUUACCUGUCAAAGGGGUUGAUAUCCUAUUAGGAAAUGAUUUAGGAAAAGAAAGUUGCCUUGUGAAUCCUAUUGUAAUGAAAACUCCUACACCUGAAGCUGAAGUAGCAGUCGUAACUAGAUCUGGAUUUGUUACUGAUUCUGAUAAUUAUGAUUUAGCUCAGAGGGAUGAUGUAAGUUUAAAACAUAUCUUUGAGAGAUGUGAAGAAGGCUCAGGAAAUGAUGAUUAUGUUAAGGAAAAGUUCAUUUUGAAGAAUAACUUGUUACAUAGAUUGUCACGACCGAUUUUCGCUAAUAGUAAUGAAGUAAUUGACCAGGUAGUGAUUCCCUUUAAAUUACGACCGAAAAUGAUAAGUUUGGCUCACGACAAUAUAAUGAGCGGUCACUUAGGCGUAAACAAAACUUUUAAGAAAAUUUAUGACUCAUUCUAUUGGCCAUCGUUGAGGAGGGAUGUGAAGAACUUCGUAAAUUCCUGUCACAAGUGUCAGAUGGCAGGAAAACUUAACAAACCAAUUCCUAAAGCACCUUUAAUUAAUAUCCCGGUUACUGGAGAGCCGUUUGAGCACAUAGUAAUAGAUAUUGUGGGACCCUUACCGAGAAGUAAGAGGGGAAACUGCUAUAUACUCUCAAUUGUUGAUAGAAUGUCACGAUUCCCAGAAGCAAUUCCCAUUCGGAACGCUAAAGCUAAGGCACUAGUGCAACAUCUCAUCGCAUAUUUUACUAGAUUUGGGUUGCCUAAAACACUUCAGUCUGACAAUGGGAGAAAUUUUACAGGCAAGUUUUUCAAGGACCAGAUGAGAAACUUCGGUAUAAAGCACAUUACCUCUACCCCUUAUCAUCCCGAAAGUCAGGGUGUCAUUGAAAGAUUCCACCAGACCUUGAAACACAUUCUUAGGAAGUUAUGUAGUGGUGAAGAUAAUCUUUGGGAUGUCAUGUUGCCCUAUGCUUUGUUUGCUUUGAGACAAGCACCAAGUGAAACAUUAGGUCUUUCGCCUUUUGAUUUGGUGUUUGGACAUAAAGUGAGGGGUUCUGUAGAGGUUUUGAGAGAAACUUGGGAUGAUGAGAAAACAGAAGUUUAUGUUGCAGACAAAAUUGAUAAUUUUAAAACUAAGUUAUUUAGAGCUUGGGAUUUAGCUAGAGAAAACCAGGCAAGUGCUCAUCAGAAAAAUAAAAUAGUGUACGACAGGAAAGCAAAGUCUCGGGUCUUUGAGAAAGGCGAUUUAGUAUUAGCGCUUUUUCCGAAGGAGGGAAAUUCACUUAAGUAUAAGUUUAGUGGUCCUUAUAAGGUCCUGGAUAAAAAGGGAGAUACAAAAGAUGUAAAAAGAAUAAUUUCAAAGUAUCCUAAAGUAGUAAGGGAUGAACCAGGUCUUACUCAUUUAAUUGAACAUUAUGUUGAACUGACUGAUACAACCCCUAUUAGACAGCAUCCUUACCGACUGAAUCCAUUAAAAGCUGAAAUACUAAAAGGCUUACAUGAUGGAGCCUGA
Molecule: messenger RNA, 2778 nt
Organism: Macrobrachium nipponense
Lineage: Eukaryota; Metazoa; Arthropoda; Malacostraca; Decapoda; Palaemonidae
Exons: 2
Coding region: 1-2778 (925 amino acids)
Biological process (GO): DNA integration
Molecular function (GO): zinc ion binding; nucleic acid binding
Source: RefSeq, a predicted model, not a curated record